Molecule: messenger RNA, 1392 nt
Organism: Yamadazyma jaroonii
Lineage: Eukaryota; Fungi; Ascomycota; Pichiomycetes; Serinales; Debaryomycetaceae
Source: the annotation of a GenBank genome assembly
AUGUUAACUAAAAGGUUUCUCCACUCUUUUAGAGACGUUGUGGUGGUAGGAGGAGGACCAGCAGGUCUUUCUAUAUUAACAGCUUUGAAGAAUUCUCCCAAGACUUCACACCUUGAAUGCUCAUUGAUUGAAGGAUCUCAUAUUACCAAAAUCAAAGAAUUCGAUGAUCCCAACUAUACCAAUAGAGUUAUAUCUUUAACUACUAAAUCAAUUAAAUUCAUGCAAAAGAUAGGCAAUUGGAAUUAUAUUGAUCAAGAAAGGAUAAAAUUUUAUGACAAUUUGUUUGUAGUAGAUAGUCAGGAUAAAGACGCCAAUAUUAGUUUCACUAAUGAUUCAAUUGACUAUAACCCUAUGGGAGCAAUGUGUGAAAUUUUGAAUGUUCAGAAAUCUUUAUUAUUAAGAUUGGAUGACAUUAAUUCAACAACCGAAAAUAAAGCAGAAAUCAUUGAAAAUGUUAAGGUUGAAGAUAUAGUCAAUCCUCCAUUGAAUGAAGAGUUGGAUUGGCCCAUAAUUAAAUUAUCAAAUGGUGAUACUAUUCAAACAAGACUUUUGAUUGGAGCUGAUGGUUAUAAUUCCCCUGUUAGAAAAUAUGCUGGAAUUGAAUCUAGAGGCUGGCAAUAUGAUAGUUUCGGUAUUGUUUCCACUUUAACUUUGACAACUGAAGAUUUCAAUAAUGUUGGAUAUCAAAGAUUCUUGAGUACCGGACCUUUGGGAGUUUUACCUUUAACAGACAAUAAUGCUACUUUAGUGUGGUCUACCAAAGCUUGGUUGUCAAAGAUAUUGAAACUGGUUGAUGAUGAUAUGUUCAAGGUAUUGGUUAAUGCAGCUUUAAGAUUGGAUGAAGUUGAUUUGAACUAUGUCUAUAAAAAAUUAGAAGUCGACCCUAAAGACACAUCCGUCAUUGAUGAUAUCAAUUGGAGAUUAGAAGAAAUGGAGAAUAAAAAAGAGCCCUCAAGUUUUUGGGAUGAUGAUAAUGAAAUACCAGAAGUUGAAACACUUUUACCUGGAUCUAGAGCCAUGUUUCCUUUGAAGAUGUCUCAUGCUGAUACUUAUGUUGCCCCACGAGUUGCGUUGGUGGGUGAUGCAGCUCACACUAUCCAUCCUUUAGCUGGACAAGGUCUUAAUAUGGGUCAAACUGAUGUCUCGAUUUUGAUCGAAACUAUUGAAAAGGGUAUUGAUAGGGGUUUGGAUAUUGGUUCAACAUUAACUUUAGAACCUUAUGUUUCCAAUGCUUGGCCUAUGAACCAUGCUAUCUUGGGAGUUUGUGAUAAAUUACAUAAACUUUUCGGUAACGACUUUACUCCUAUCGUAGCUAUCAGAGGUUUGGGUAUGAAGGUUUUCAAUAAUUUGACUCCGAUAAAAGAUAUGUUAGUGAAGUCAUUAAGUGUAUAA